CACUCUGGCUGAAUUAUGUAUAGGCUGGUUGUUUACAGUUGGAAAGGGGCUCUUCAUUUCUCCCUUGUCAAAGCAGGAUGUUCCCUGAAGGAGGUAUUUCAUGCAGUUUUCCCCUUCGCCCCUGGCUGGAUGGAGAAGAGAGUCUGCCACUUGCAAAUAGGAGGCAGGCCAGACAAAGGAGGAUUUAUCCAAGAGGUCCUUUUAGUCCUCCCUUUCUUCAUCUCCGUGUAGCUUAACUCUCUGUUGGAGCAUCUGAACAGGCACAACUGCCAGUGCCAGGGAGGCAAAGAACAGAAGCAAACCACAAGGAAGAAUAUUUGCAAAGUCUUGCAAAGAUUAAGAAAUGAAGACUCCCUCCGCUCUUCUCUUCUUGAGCAUGCUGCUUGGUGUCCAUCUGACACCGUUGGGCCGCCUCUCCUGCUACAGGAAACUGUUGAACGACCGCAACUGUCAUAGCAUACCAGAGGGAGUGGCAGGUCUUCGACCCAUUGAUGGGAAUCUUCAGGAUCACUUCUGGGAGGGACAAGGCUGUGAGAUGGUCUGCUAUUGCAAUUUUAAUGAAUUACUCUGCUGCCCAAAAGGUAUCUUCUUUGGGCCAAAGAUAUCUUUUGUGAUUCCCUGCAACAGCCCCUGAAAAACACAAUUGCGUAUGGGAAAGGAAGACAAAUGCAGGACUUUGUGGCUGAAAACUAGAAUAAAAUGUUUAAGGGCUUACUGGCCUAAAGAAGAUGGACGUUGCAUGCCAAGCAGAAUAUGCUUCUUCUUCUAAAUGUAUGCAUUAAUUUUAUUUAUAUUAUUAUUAUUUUAUUUACAUGAAUGUUAUUUAUGCACUGCGCUUUUCUUUCAAUAAGGCAAUAGCCUAAUCCUAACCAUGUUUACACAAAUGAAUACCAUUUAUCUUGGUGGGUCCAUUGCCUCCAAGUAAUGGACUUCCAUCUUACUUCCAAGUAAGUGUAGAUUUAAGGAUUGCAGUCUAAAGUUAUUAAAGUUAUAGCCAGACCUCAUCUGUCUAAUUUGAUAGAUAUCUUAAUGUCCAUUUACCAGAAAAGUGGGUAACAGAACUUGUUCCUCUCCUAUAUGCUAUUGGCAUAGAUGAUCUUACUGUACUAAUUUGCUUUAUAUGAUUAGACUUUUUAUUUUUUUAAAUUCUUGAUUUCAUUAUAAUAUUUGUAUCUACCUGAAUGACCAUUUUUUUAACCAUCAAGGCAGGACUUACAUAAAAGCUUCAUUUAUUCUCUCAGUCAGUAGAGUGAAAAAUCAAAGUGGAUUGUAAACCACCCUGAGAUUUGUAUAGGGCGAUAUAUAAAUACGACAUAUAAAUAAAUGAUAUUCUAAUAAGAACAAA
Hemicordylus capensis (graceful crag lizard) is the source of this 1345-nucleotide messenger RNA. RefSeq names its product stimulator of chondrogenesis 1 (gene SCRG1). NCBI's taxonomy places the organism in Eukaryota, Metazoa, Chordata, Lepidosauria, Squamata, Cordylidae. The record is from RefSeq and is a predicted model, not a curated record. The coding region runs from base 344 to 634 and encodes 96 amino acids. The transcript has 3 exons.